Mercurialis annua (annual mercury) is the source of this 771-nucleotide messenger RNA. RefSeq lists its product as uncharacterized. NCBI's taxonomy places the organism in Eukaryota, Viridiplantae, Streptophyta, Magnoliopsida, Malpighiales, Euphorbiaceae. The record is from RefSeq and is a predicted model, not a curated record. The transcript has 2 exons. Bases 152 to 577 code for a protein of 141 amino acids.
UUUCCAAACCUACCCAAAAAAGGACACACACACUCACCACAUACAUUGAAAAGAAAAAGCAUAUUAACACCUUAUAAAUAAUAUUUAAAAAAACCUAAAAAGAUCACAAAUAAAAUUAAGAUUAUAGAGCAAGAAAUUCUAGUGUGAGAAAAUGGGUGGAGAGCUGAAAGGAGUGGCUAUGUUAUUAAUGAUGAUGGUACUUUUUAAUGGGCUAGUGCUGCUUAGGGCACAAGAAAAUAGGCCUUCUCCUUCACCUUCAUCUCAGAGUAACUUUAAAUUUGAUUUUGGUGAGGCAAUUUGCGGUUUACAAUGUGCUAAAGAUUGCCAGUUUCCUUCUCAUUUACGUGCCCAGUGUAUGGCUGAAUGCAUGCUUAAAUGUAUGAUGAAAUCUUCUCCUUCUCCUUCUCCUGCUGCUGAUCCUUUUUAUACUUGUACUCUUGGCUGUGCAAGUUCUGUUGUCUCCACCGCUCUCUUUCAUGAUAAAUAUCAGUUGGAAGGCUAUGAGAAAUUGCCACAAGUUGCAAACUUUAUAGCUUUUUGUGAUGAUAAGUGCAAGGAGAAGUAUAAAAAUGUGUAGUUUUGCAAUAGAAAGGAAAGUAUACAAAGAAGGAAGUGAAAUGCUGUCAAAUUUAGAGACGAAAAAUGUCUUAUUUACGUGAGCUUCAAAUCAUAUUGGGAUAUAGAGUGAACGAUUUAGUUCAAUAAAGAAAAUAAUUGUAAUUCUAAGUGGUGAAAUUUUAAAAAUCCAAAUUAGUAAAUUUCACAUUAAAA